AUGUCAAACAGUAUUAACCCUUUGAUUAACUUUGAUAGACCACAAGAGCAUGCUAUUGAUUCUGCCCUGGUUCAAGCACUAGAUAGUUAUGAAGCUGCUCAAGUUCCUCAUCAUUUACAGCAGUCUCAUAACUUAGGUAGACAACAAGUCCAUCCACAUCAACAUCACCAACAAUUGCAUCAACAAAAUAAUGGUCAACUUCAACAUAAACAACAUGAUCAAUCAAAUGACCAAAGACUCCUCCAACAAGUUCCAAUUGAUCCUUCGAUUAAUGAUAGUACUUCAGAAAAAAACGCUGCUGUAGCUGCUGCUGCCGCCGCUGCUGCUGCUGCAAAUGAUAUGCUCAAUGCUAGAAACACUGCACAAGCCGCUGUUAACUCUUCUAGCAAGAUGAACAACUCUAGGAAUAAUAGUGCAAGUACUGGACCAAAAAUAACAAAACCAAGAAUUAAUAAACCAGGACAAAAAUUCGGUGCUAAAAAGAAAUCGUGGGUUUGGAAUUGGUUUAUUCAAGAUACUGUUGAUUCAAAUGUUGCUACUUGUGAUUUCUGUGGUAAAGUUAUCAAAAGAUUAGCUUCUGACAAAGGCUCUCCAAAGAAAUUAGGUGAACAUUUGAAAACUCAUAAAAUUGAUAAAAAUUCAAUAAACCCAAAGAGAGAUUCAAUGAUUGUUGGUGAUGCUAAUCGUCAUUAUUUUAAUACUUUAAAUGCUGCACAAACCUUCAAACCACAUCCACUGUCGAACCAGCCAUCAUCAUCAAAUUCACAGUCUCAACAAUCGCACUCCCAACAAUCACAACAACAAAAUAAUCAUCAAACAUUAUCACAAAAUAGUCCAUACAGUCGUCAACAGACAACUGGUGCUUCAAACACAAAUGCUGAAUUCACAAACACAAAUUAUGAUAGAUCAGGAUUCGACCAAAACCCAUACUCACAACCAAAGUUUCAAAAAGAUAUAAUGAAAUUUCUGGUUGAAAAUAAAUUACCAUUAGCAAUUGUCAAAUCACCAUCUUUCAGACAAGUUAUAUUCACAUUGAAGCCAGAAGCUAUUCCUGAUUUAAAUGAACUGAAUCAUCUAUACUCUUCUCUACUUGAAGUAAUUCAUAAUGAGAAAGGUCCUUUAAGUAAUGUUGAUGAUGUUAAUAAUGAUCAACAAAAUGAUUCUGCUGAUCACCAAACUUCUCGUCAUGAUGAUUCCAAUGUUGAUGACUCCCUCACUGCAUCUACUUCAGGUUGGGUUUAG
Messenger RNA from Hansenula anomala, 1242 nucleotides. RefSeq lists its product as uncharacterized. Lineage: Eukaryota; Fungi; Ascomycota; Saccharomycetes; Phaffomycetales; Wickerhamomycetaceae. The transcript has a single exon. Bases 1 to 1242 code for a protein of 413 amino acids. The record is from RefSeq and is a predicted model, not a curated record. Gene Ontology annotation, molecular function: DNA binding.